AGUGCGUCGUGAAUUCGGCAAAACCCUCCCUUCGGUGUUGGUGUUGCAAAAGUCGGAAUACAGCACAAUUGAAACACUCGAAUCCAAAGGCACUCGUUUCCAAAACUAAUCGGUCGCUUGUGGUGAUAGACAAAAAAAGUGGUUCAGUGAAAGGUCAAGCCUGUGGAUUUCUCAUUUCGCGUUGUGACGGAGUUAAGUGAAGAAGAAACGCAUCAUCAACAUGUCUUUUGCACUGUUGCGAAGCAAUAGCCGACCAGCGCUGGCUGCGAUCGAGCGACAGGCCCGGGUUCUCUGUUCCACCCUGGCAAUUGCCGAUUCUUCGGCUAAAACUGCAGGAAAGACGACCGAGAAAAAGGCCUACCUGCAACAUUGCCAACCCGGCAAGAGCUUCGUCUCUACAUCCGUGCGCAAGUACUCGAAGAAGACGGCCGCCCCGGAACGUGCGUACAACAGCGAUUCGGAUUCGGACUCGGAUGACGAGCGCGAAACUACUCCACGGCAGCGUCAGCGUAAGGAGCGUGGCAAUUCCGAGUUCUGGCGGCGUAAGAUGCGCACCCUGCACGGUGUGCUGGAUGUCAACAAGGAUGGGGUCAUUUCGUACGAUGACUUUAUGUUGCUGGCGGAAAAGUUUGCCUCGCUCGGCCAUCUCGAUAUGAAGGCAAAGAACGAAUUCCGUGACAUCAUGAGAACUACCUGGGAAUCGCAGUGGGGAGAAAUUACGCCCUAUAAUCUAGUCACCGUGGAGCAAUACCUCACCGAGAUGCAUCAUGUCGUCAAUGAUAAGGAUCUCAAGAAGAAGGUGCACCGCUUUCUGCCCUACCUGUACAAGGCCGUUGACAAGGAUCGGUCGGGAUCCAUCUCGCUGAACGAGUUUAAACUGUUCUUCCGCUGCCUGGGUCUGACGGAGGAGAAUGCAGCCGUUUCGUUUGCAGUGAUCGACAAAAAUGGCGACGGCCAAAUUACGCUGGACGAAUUCGUCAAGCUCGGCAAAGACUUCUUCGUCAGCGAGAAGGAAGCACACGUGUCGCGCAUGUUCUGGGGACCGCUGGUUGAUCACUAGAGAUCGUGUAUCCAUUGCGAAUCUUCAACAUUGCCACCCAUGCAUGCAUUGCGCAAUCGAACUUACUAAUUAACCGUAGGAUGUGACAAGUGUUUUAGGGUGUAAGUACAUGGUAGCUUGUAAGCUGAUGAUUUGUUCUUUCCUCUGUCCGUUCGUACUCGUUCGUAUACUUUUCCACUCCAUCGCUCAUUUCAUCCAUCAUGCCGGGCUUCUAACCGGACGAGCUUCUAACCGAGAAAAUGUUGUGAACACAAUUCAACAGAAUGUAAGCAUCAUUUGUGAUAGAGCAA
Messenger RNA from Anopheles moucheti, 1350 nucleotides. RefSeq names its product sarcoplasmic calcium-binding protein (gene CBP). Gene Ontology annotation, molecular function: calcium ion binding. Gene Ontology annotation, cellular component: uniplex complex. The coding region runs from base 221 to 1060 and encodes 279 amino acids. Gene Ontology annotation, biological process: mitochondrial calcium ion homeostasis; calcium import into the mitochondrion. The transcript is spliced from 5 exons. The record is from RefSeq and is a predicted model, not a curated record. NCBI's taxonomy places the organism in Eukaryota, Metazoa, Arthropoda, Insecta, Diptera, Culicidae.